This is a messenger RNA of Solenopsis invicta (red fire ant), 8467 nucleotides long. Its product is annotated as dystroglycan. Gene Ontology annotation, molecular function: calcium ion binding; laminin binding. The coding region runs from base 509 to 4414 and encodes 1301 amino acids. The transcript is spliced from 15 exons. The record is from RefSeq and is a predicted model, not a curated record. Gene Ontology annotation, cellular component: dystrophin-associated glycoprotein complex; dystroglycan complex; sarcolemma. NCBI's taxonomy places the organism in Eukaryota, Metazoa, Arthropoda, Insecta, Hymenoptera, Formicidae. Gene Ontology annotation, biological process: axon guidance; muscle attachment; nerve development.
CGUUCCGUACAGUACGCGCCCAGCGGUUAAGGCGGUUUUGUCGCGGUGUCGCCGUCGCCGCCGUCGUCGUGCGGUCGUCGUUCCCUGCGUCUCUCGUCGGUGGGUGUCGCGUAUACACAUUUCUUUUCCGUCUCUCUCUUUCUCUCUCUCUCUCCGCUUUCUCUCUUUUCUCUCUCUCUCUCUCUCUCUCUCUCUCUCUCUCUCUCUCUCCCCCUGUCUCGCCGCGCGCCGACGCGUCGUCGCGCGUUCCGGAGCGUCGCCCCGGCAUUUUUUUUUGUCCGCCCGUCAACUCCGGUGCGUUUCCGCACGAGGAUAUACACGAGGAGUGCGAGGGAGUCAUCGCCGUCGUCGCCGUCGCCGCGAGGGUGUCGCAAGCGUUUUCUUUAGACGGCAAGGACUUCGCACCCGCCAUCGCCGUCGUCAUCGUCGUCCCUGGCGGAACACCUGCGCACCGAUACGAGGCGUAGCAGCAUGGUAUGGUACCAGUGACUGAGAACUCCCCCGAAACAUGAAGAAGCAUCCUCACAUCCUCGCGUGCGUCCUACUCCUGCUGUCUGUGGCGUGGGGCCUCAGCCUGCAGGAGGACGACCUGGUUUUCGACGAUGUCGGCGAGGACAACGACAAUAACAACGCGCCUGCCGGACCCGUCCUGAUAAAUCAUCGCGCGUCUCGUGGUCGAUUUGAUCGUUACGAGCACGGAUCGUCGUCAUCAUCGUCGUCGUCGUCGUCUCGUGAUGGCAAGAGGCACGCCUCUCGGGUCGAGAGGGCGUGGGGCGUACCGGACUCUGUUGUUCCCGUUGGCCACGUCUUCAGGAUGAAAAUACCGCGCCAGGCAUUUUCGGGAAGCGUGGAUUUUUACGAGGUUCACGAGACCGCGAAUCGUGAUCGUUUUCCGCGGUGGCUGCACUGGGACGACGCCGCUUCCACUCUCCUCGGCGUGCCGUCGAAGAAGGAUAUGGGCAAUUAUCACCUGACUGUCACGGCUGUCGGCAAGCACCGCGACACCGCCAAGGAUCAAUUCGUCGUGCAAGUUAUAACCGAGAAGGUGGAGGAGCUCAAGCAUAAGGACGGCAAGACGCAUUGCGACGACGGAGAGGACCAGACGAUCCUCGCACUUCUGCUGGACGCGCGGAUGGACCAGCUGUCGCCUACCAUCAGGGUGAACGCCAUUGAAAACCUCGCGGGAUUUCUGGGAAUGCACACGAGUGCAUUCUCUAUGCAUUCUCAAAGCAUUAAGGAUGCCACCGCCCAGGAUUCCUCCGUUAUUUUUACCGGACCCGGAAACGUUAGGCAUCACAAAAACAAAGAGAAUCAUCUGACUACUAUCCAGUGGCAGGUUGGCUGCGACGGUCACUUGUGGAAGCAUCAAACAGAGUUGGUGAAACAAUUACGUGAGCAAGCGAAGGACGGUACUCUGGCGGAAGUUCUACAGCUUCCCGUGAUUUCGUGGCGCGUCAGGACGGACUUGAAUCCCUUCCUGAGAAACAGACGUGAAGCUGGCUCCGGCGACUAUGGCGAUUCGGAUGAUUAUGGGGGUUACGAUGACGAUUAUGAUGGCGAUUAUGACGAGGAAGAAGAGGAAGAAGAUAACGAGGACUCUCGAAUACCGCCGACUCUCAUACCUGAUUUAAAACACCCACACAGGCAUCAUCAUGGCGAGGAGACGAUCGAUUCGAAGGGCGAAGACAUCGACGAAGAAGACAUAAUACCGAGAAUGAGUCAAAGUGAAUUGGAAAAUAAAACCACGACCGCGACAAGAACCACUGAACCUACCACAUCACCAUCAACAACUACAACUACCACCUCCACCACCACGUCGACAACUACAACUACUACCCAAGCCGCGCCAACGACCGUAACUUCUCCUAGUAGCACCACAACGACCGUCACAUCGGCCGAUAUAACAGCGACAGCUAGUAUCUCCACCGCUGUAGCUCCAACGGUAGAGUCUCCACGUUCGGAGACCACGGACGAGGAGUCGGCUACGUUCUCGGAGAGAACGAGACCCGUGGAACCCGUUGAACCCAUUACCGUUUUACCAACCAUUCCUUCAGAAAUCACCACGACUCCUCUUCCCGUAACCACUCUGCCGCCUUUUAGCACAUCGGCCACCCAGAUUAGUGUCUCCGACAAAGUCGAGACGGAGAUCGUCGGUAUUACUAAUGUCACGAUGGAAGAGCCGGAACAAAGUACGACUUCCAUGAGAGAACCGACUAAUGUACCAACGUCGGUUAUCAUCGCGGACAUCGUUAAUAUCACCACUCCUUCAUCUACAGUUGUAACGAAUGUUACCGCCUCUACUAUCGCGCCUAUAAUUGUAGCGAAUGACACGACCACGACAAUGACUGUGUCAACGUCGGAUCUUCGCACAACGACGUCGAGCACGACACCGUCCACUACCACGACUACAACUACGACUACGACUACAACUACUACCACUACCGCGGUACCUACAACCACCACGACAACGACAGCUCGAACUACAGAGAGUAUCGAGAAUGGCCAAUCCAACUCCCUACCGACUCGCGAUAAGAGAUUAAAGAAAAUACCGGUGACCGCCGGCAAGCCGUUGAGUUAUGUUAUACCGGCUGACACCUUCGCCGAUCUCGAAGAUGGCAAUACGAGGAACUUGAAGUUGAGCUUGUACUGGCAAGGCGCACCGCUCAAGACAACUCACUGGCUUCAGUUCAAUCAACAUAAUCAGGAAGUCUACGGAUUGCCUCUCGAAAAUGAUAUAUCUACCUGGAAUUAUGAACUGGUUGCCACGGAUGCAAACGGUGCCAACGUCACUGAUAGUCUUGAUAUUCAUGUUCAGCAGCACAAGCUUAGUCGUAGUGUUAAUCAUGAAUUCAGUAUUUAUUUGAGACUCGAGAAACGGAACGAAUUCCCAACAGAUGUUGACUGGGAACUUAAGGUUAUCCAAAGCUUAGCUGAGCUGUACGGAGACAGCGACAUCCAGUAUAUCACAGUUCGUUCCAUUAUUAUCGACACUGAACGUGAUCAAGCCAUUUUCACAUGGACUAACGACAGUCUUCCAAGAAGCAGCGAUUGUCCGAGAGAACAUAUAAAUAGAUUAUGGCGCGUACUCGUUAACGGUGACAGAGAUCCGUCGUACGAUCUAAGAUCAGUUCUCGCUCCCGAAAUCAGGGUAAAGCGUGUCGAGUAUCAAGGUAUUGGGCAAUGUGAGGAUAUGAAUCGUCCCGAGGUACCGAAAGUCUCUACCGAGGAACCAAAAGUUAAUUUCCCGCCGGUACCGAGGAACCAAGUCGAUCAUGUUAAUGCGACAGUCGGCCAAUUGCUCGUAUUUAAAGUGCCAGAAGAUACAUUUUUCGACGCCGAAGAUGGAUCGUCACGAAACAUGAAGAUGUCACUUCUAACCAUCGACCGAAGACCUAUUCCACUUCAUGAUUGGCUGCAAUUUGACAGCAAGAAUCAAGAAUUUUAUGGCGUGCCAAUGAGUUCCCAUAUUGGUCGCAAGGAAUAUCAAUUGGUUGUCACCGAUAAAGAAGGUGCAAGCGCUACGGAUGGAUUGGUCGUUGUUGUUCAUGCAGCACCUCCUAUGGCGCACACAGUGGAAUUCUCGAUGACGUUGGAUAUUCCUUACGAUUCUUUCGCAUAUUCCGCGCUUCAGAAGCGUAAUUUUAUCGAGAAACUACGCGAUCUUUACGGAGACAGGGACACAAGUGCUAUCUUGCUGCACAAUAUCUCGAACGGUAGUACCGUCAUCACGUGGCACAACAGAACUCUACCUACAUCGUAUUGCGCUCAUGAGGAAGUCAAUAGGCUACGAUCCGUACUCGUGAAAAACGAUAAUGACCGGCGUUCCGUGACAGACGAGGUAUUAGAUGUGAUGGGUCAGAAAUUCCCAGUGCAGCAGAUCACAGUAAUUCCGAUGGGGAUCUGUCUCGGUGAAUUAACGGGCGUUCAUUCGCCAGACAGCCACGUACCACCGGUGGACGAUUCAACAUCCGUCGGAGCAUUCCAUGACGAUUAUCUUCUUACUUUUGUUCUGCCGGCGAUUAUUAUCGCCGCUAUGUUAAUCCUGGCAGGAAUAAUUGCAUGCGUGCUACACAAGCGAAGACGUAGUGGAAAGAUGAGCGUCAGCGAACAAGAUGACGAACGGCAGAGUUUCCGGAGCAAGGGAAUUCCCGUGAUUUUCCAAGACGAGCUAGACGAGAAGCCGGAUCCUGGCAAUAAGUCACCCGUUAUUCUGAAAGAGGAAAAGCCACCUCUACCACCGCCCGAAUAUCAAAAAACCGAAGACGGCGCUGAUGUGCCGAUGUUGCCGAAGGAGAAUUCCGAGGAACCGUAUCAACCACCACCGCCGUUUGCCACGAAUCGCGACACCAAUCGGCAAAAUCGUCCCAAACCCACUCCGACGUACAGGAAACCGCCCCCUUAUGUGCCUCCCUAACAAAAUACGGUACACUCGCCUACGCGUAAAUAUAUGCUAGCAAUGCUCGGAGACUCGCCGAUACACAAGCAAAACCAAAUUAAUUAUAUAAAGCAAUCUCGAAUUGGCGAUGACAAUGACGACGAUCGUGGGACUCUGAACGUUUAUAGCGAUGUUUGAACGAAAGCCCUUUUCCAUUCACCCGGCAUGAGACAAUAUAGUGCUUUACGAGGCGUGAAUGGAAGAUCCUUUCGCGAGAACAUUCUCCGAAUCCGCGCGCGUUUUUACUUAUUUUAUAUAUGUAUCAACAACGGCACGUCUCACCAUCGAUUUAACGAAAAGAAAAAAAAAAUAAAGAUAUUCCUUAGUCGAUGUUCGGUCGACGUACACUCUCUUUCUCAAUCAUUUAUUUCACGCGAAAGAAAAAAAAAGGAAAGAUUUUCUAGGAAGUAUGGGAAUACAAAUCACGUGUUGCCUUUCGUAAAGAAUUCAAUUGUAGGGAAGGAAGAAUUCACUGCUCCGAACUCGAUAUGCGAAUUUAGUUUAGAGCCGAGACAGGAGAUAGGGAAUAAACCUACUUUAUUCGACCCUGUAGCAUUCGAAACAUCAACGAUAUUCAUAAAUAUUUCAAUAAUCAGUGCCAUUUAUUAAGCAAUAAGGGUAUCCGACUGUGAAUAACAGCGCGUAUAAUUAAUAUGGGGUUCUACGGAUUUUAUCGCAAUUACUGUUUACAGAGAGUCUCCAGGUAUCAAGAACGACGGACUUAACGAAAUACAUUAUAUUACGCACCUACAACGUAUAACACUGCCAGAACGACAAAUGAAUAUCGCCAAGCGAGAAAGUUUUGAGAUAUAUACACAUAUAUAUAUAUACAUAUGUACUUAUAUUAUUAUAUUUAAUAUAUAAUGUUAUAUAUUAAAUAUAAUAUUAUCUAUUAUAUAUAUUUACAUAAAAUUAUGUAUAAUCCAGUUUCUUUUUUGAACCCUUUAUUUAGGAUAAUUCGUGGCGAGAUAUGAAACGAAAUUAAACGCCACGCGUUUGAACGGGGUAAACUAGCUCGCUUGGCGAUCACUAUUAGUUAAGGAGAAAAUAUCAGAGAGAAUUGAAACGUUUUUUGAGACAUUUAAAGGAACGAUUACAUGCAAUGCGCCAUUGCAAAGUGACAGCAAAUGCUUCCAUUGGCACAGUAGGCCAUGCAGAUAACUUAUCUAAGAUAAGGAAACUAAUGAUAGGUAAUAUAUACAAAUAUAAAUAUAUAUAAAUAUGUAUAUUAAUACCUAUUUGCCGUUCGAUAGACGUCAGUCUGCAGUUAUUUGGGGACAGUGUAAUUUAAAAUACUGCCAGACCAAUCAAGUUAUUAGCAUUUAUUUUUUUGCUACGAAGAAGACCCACUGUUCUGUUUCACGCACAAUCCGACGCUUCGCAAUUUUUAUAACUUAACAGCCGCAAUAAUCUUUUUUUUUUUAUUAUGUAUUUCAGACCCGCGAAUUGUUCACGAAUGCGUAUGAAAGAGUUAGCGUCGAAGGCUUAACUCAGAAUAAAAAUAAAAGAGAAAACACUGAUGCGCACAUUACACAGCGACGGGACUAUUUAAUUUAGACUUUUACAUAGUUACCAAGCCAAAAAAUAAUUAAUUAAAAGAGGACGAAGAGGUAAGGUAAUAAGGACGUAUAUUUGUAAAACUACGAAAAAAAACUAAGAAACGUGGCUCGCACUCUUUAGGGCGCAUUUCUUUACAAUGAUUUUUGUAAUUUUUUAACCGUGCCGUGCGAAACGCACUACGCGCACAUGAUACAUACGUACACAGACACAUACACGUGCACGCACCAUCUCAUCGUUUAGCGCGGCGAAAGAGUGCGGGGUAUGGUACGGGGUACGUACGCCGUUUCUUCGAUACCUCGAUAGUUUCCUGAUAUUUUUGAAAAGGAAAUACGAGAAACGAAUAAAAAAAAAAAAAAAAAAGAAAUUUCAUAUGCGUCCCGAACUUUGAGCGGCUCCGUUCGCCGUUCGUCGUUGGGACGGCGUACGGAGCGAUAAACUCGCGGGCGCGCCUAUACUACUGGUGUGAAUGCUGAUGAUUAAUACGUAUGUGAGAUAAUAAUGAGAAUGUUUCGUAUGUGCAAGCUAUAAGAAUCAUGAUAUAAUAUUACGACUAAUUAAUUCGUGUCUUUGUAUAACGUAGAGGAUUUAAGUGCAUAGCAAGGGAAGCCACGUGAUACGCGACUCGCGCAAAGAUUCUUGGCUUCCUUCGCGCGCGGACGUAUCAAAACUGGCCGGAUUUUUAUCUCUGUAAUCCCGACGAAGGCGCGUGCUUUCUCGCUUGUAUAAUUAAACGCGCGGUCUCGCCCGCCUUCGCGCUCGCGAACGACAAGAGGAAUCGGCCGCGGUCGCGUGUCAAAGAGACUUUCCUCCACGGAUAUACCCUUUUCAUCGCCGGCGUCCUUGUUUAUCGCAGAAUUCUAUGUGAAAGAAAUAGGAAAGAUUGCGAUUGUCGUCCGUAUGCGAUUGCUUUCGUAUCGCGAAUCAAUAUGUGUAAGUAUGUUUUCUUAUUAUUUUUAUAUAAUGUACGAAUAAAGAUCUUCUGUGUUAUAUAAAUUUUACGCUAAGACCUGAAUGCAACGCAAUCCACGCUGUCGCGAAAUAGGAUUAUCUUUACGAUUGUAAUGUGUUCCUUUGUGCGCGAUCCUUGUUGGGAGAUUAAAUAAUAAAUCUUGUGUGUGUGGGAGCGCGGAAAGAUAUAGUAAAACUCGACGUUCGCGCGUCAAUCUUUGCUAAAUCAAAAUUUGCAUUUGCUACGGACUACGCUGGAGUCCUGUUUAUCGUUUCAGGCGAGAUUCUCACAAAGUUAAAGUGCUGACGAUGGAAAAGUAAACGUAAGCGGUGCAGUAUUCGAGAGUAAAUCUCGGUAAAUCAAGGGUUUGCGAUGCGUCACAGGCGGAAGCGGCAUCCUAUUCCGUUUGUGACCUGCGGUAAACAAGCACAAGUCCAUAUCACGCUUCUAAUCAUAUCAUUGCUCUGUCAUUGCGUAUCCCCUAAGCGCUGCAACCUGCGUUACUGUGAAAAUGAUGGUAAUGUAUAAAUAGACAUGUACGAUAUUUAUAAAAUACGGACAACGUGAGGGAGCUCUCCGAGGAGAAAGGGAUGAAACUUCACAAAUAGCAUACUCGCUUGCGGCGACUUUUCUGGCCUGUGUAAGAAUGGAUCGAAAGUAUUUUAUAACUGCGUGUAUAAAAGAAGUAGGGACGACGAAUUGCGUAAGGCUAAUUACGAUUGUGACUUUCGGCCGCUUUCUGAGAGAAAAUCGGGCUAACGUGGGGCGGGCACGACGUGAAAAAGUUCCAUUACGGAAAGAGAGAGAGAGAGAGAGAGAGAGAGAGAAAAUAAGCUAUCUCGCAUCGCUUAUACGAACGUGUCGUAUACAUAUACAGCUAUAUGCAUAUACACGCAUUUAUGUUAUCUCCUUUCGAAUUAUGCUUUAGACAAUAUGCAAUUUAAUUCUCUUGUAUGGAGAGAAAGAUAAAUAUCUACGUAAAGGUGGAUAUAUUUUAAAGCGUCACUCGAAAUGAAAUAACGUAAUUGUAUAUUAUAUACAUAAUAUACACCUAAAAGUAUCAUAUCGACGGGAAUUUUCAGAUUAUUUUUAUUCGCUGUGAAAGCUCUUCGAGAUAUACAUAUAUAUAUAUAUACAUACAUAUAUCGGAAAACAUUUGCGUUGAUAUACAUUCGCGAAAUGCGAGGCCGAAACAUCUUUCGUACGAACGCGGUCCUCCGUUGGAUAAUGAAGCCAUCGAUAUUUACCCUCUAAAUUUUUCAUUAAGUGACAUAUCUCGUGGGAGAGGAAACGGAAGAACCAAAAUACGCGAAAAUACGAUAUACUUGGAGCGAGCUCGCGAGCCGAGACUGAUCGUGUACGCGAUCAUCUCGGGACCAUGUAACGAUAACGGCUCGUCGGAUAAUAAGUGGAAAAAAAUUAUGUCGAAUUAAUGAUAUACAUACACAGAUAUCUCUCUGAGACUAGUAUACUGACAAAGAAACACGUGUAAAGUUAAGAGUUAAUAAAACCAUUUUAGGGUA